AUUCCUUUUAAAAAAGAUACACGCACGAGAAGACAAAAAAAAAGGUCAUCCACCUUCCUCUCUUCCUUACCUAUGUCAACCAACUAAUAAUACGACAAAGAUCUUUGCUUUUUUUUUUUCUUCUGGUUCCUCAUUAGAACUUGAGAGCAUGCGAUAAAGAGUCUUGUCUGAAUCAUCCGAAGAGUCUCUGAAUCAUCAUCGGAACAAAAGGGACUCUGUUGACUGUGUCAUGGCUACUGAUACAACAGCCUCAAGUUACUGGUUGAAUUGGAGGGUCCUUUGCUGCGCACUAAUCCUCUUAGCUCCACUACUGUUAGCAGCAAUUCUCAUUUGGAGAUACGAAGGCAAAAGAAGAGAAGGACGAGAACACCCCGGGACAUUGUUCCAAGACGAAGCUUGGAGUACAUGUUUUAAAAGAGUCCACCCUCGUUGGUUGCUUGCCUUUAGAGUAUUCUCGUUUGCUGCAAUGCUGUCUCUUCUCGUUUCAAAUGUUGUUCGUGAUGGAGGUGGCAUAUUUUACUUCUACACUCAGUGGACUUUUACUCUUGUCACACUCUACUUUGGGUAUGCUUCGUUGUUAUCUAUUUACGGAUGCUGCAUCCACAAUAAAGAAGCUGGUGGUAACAUAGAGAGUUACACAAGCAUACAUGAUCCAGAACAAGGCACUUAUAGACCACCAAUCACCAGUGAUGGGGCGGGAACUACACCAAAAUCUCCCAUUGAACAUUCAGAAGCACCCGUCCGAGAAGCAGCAGGGUUUUGGGUUUAUGUCUUUCAGGUCCAGUUCCAAACUUGUGCUGGUGCUGUUGUGCUAACAGAUAUCGUGUUUUGGGCGUUAAUCUACCCCUUUACUAAUGGUUACAAGCUGAGUUUUCUUGAUGUUUGUAUGCAUUCUCUCAACGCUGUAUUUCUCCUCGGUGACACAUGUCUCAAUUCAUUAAGGUUCCCUCUGUUCCGGAUCUCUUACUUUGUACUUUGGAGCUGCAUUUACGUGGCGUACCAAUGGAUAAUCCAUGCCUUCAAAAACUUAUGGUGGCCAUAUCAAUUUCUUAGUCUUUCUUCACCCUACGCACCCUUAUGGUACUUGGGAGUGACAGUGAUGCAUAUACCGUGCUUUGCCGUCUUCGCUUUGGUCAUAAAGAUGAAGCGUUCCUUGCUACGGCGUCAAAACUCAUGAUAGUUUUGGGUUAAGUUUUCAUCGUCUUAUCUGUUCAUGAGAUGAUGAUAACACAUGAGGAGAUCACUGUCAGGGAGUCAUGGUCUAAGUCAAACACAAAAUCAGAAAAAAGUCAAACACAAAAAAUGGAUUAGAGGCUAGCUAAGGGAUCUCAGGUUUCCAAGUCCAAACCAUAAUUUAGGUCUUGUUUAGUUUACGAUCAAAAGAGAAAACAAAUGAUAAAUCUCUCUCUCUCUCUCUAUUCUUUUUGGUUAAGCAAUUGAUAUAUGUCUGCUUUGAUUUAUUUAUUUUUGGUAAAAAGAUGGCUGCUUUGUUGUUA
Molecule: messenger RNA, 1496 nt
Organism: Brassica napus (rape)
Lineage: Eukaryota; Viridiplantae; Streptophyta; Magnoliopsida; Brassicales; Brassicaceae
Exons: 9
Coding region: 230-1177 (315 amino acids)
Cellular component (GO): membrane
Source: RefSeq, a predicted model, not a curated record